Molecule: messenger RNA, 942 nt
Organism: Arachis duranensis
Lineage: Eukaryota; Viridiplantae; Streptophyta; Magnoliopsida; Fabales; Fabaceae
Product: NDR1/HIN1-like protein 10
Exons: 1
Coding region: 29-799 (256 amino acids)
Cellular component (GO): plasma membrane
Source: RefSeq, a predicted model, not a curated record
CUCUUUGUCCUACAUAGAUCACUAAAACAUGCUUUCUCUUCCACCGCUGCCGCCGCCGCCACAGCUCUCACCCCCACCAAGAAAACAAUCAAAACCAAUUUCACUUGACCAAAUUGUCAUAUCAACAAAACAAACAAGAAACCAAAAUUCUAUUGAAACAAGUGCACCAAAUUCUGUUACAACAAAGCUAAUUAGGCCACCAACAACACCACUAAGACAACCUCAACCAAAGAGAACAAAUCCAAUCAUAUGGUUCACUGCAGUUCUAUGCCUAAUAUUCAGUCUUGUCCUUAUCUUCUUUGGUAUUGCAACAUUGAUUAUCUUCCUUAUCAUAAAACCAAGAACCCCCAUUUUUGAUAUUCCAAAUGCAAACCUCAAUUUGGUGUACUUUGACUCUCCAAAUUACAUCAAUGGUGACUUCACCCUCCUUGCAAACUUCACCAACCCCAACAAAAAAAUCAAUGUCCUUUUCGAGUCUUUAGACGUCGAGCUCUUCUUCUCUGAGAGGCUCAUAUCGGCACAGUCGAUAGAGCCGUUCGCUCAGAGAAGAAGAGAAAGCAAGUUGCAAUCAGUGAACUUCAUAUCUAGCUUGGUGUUUUUGCCUCAGGAUAUUGGUGUGAAGCUUCAAAAGCAAGUUCAGAACAAUAGGGUAAUCUACAAUGUGAAGGGAACAUUUAGAGUGAAAAUCACCAUUGGUCUAAUUCAUGUAUCUUAUUGGUUGCAUAGUAGAUGCCAGAUUGAGAUGACUGGUCCACCAACUGGAGUAUUAGUAGCAAGAAACUGCAUAACAAAGAGAUGAACAUAAGGUUCUGCUUUGCUUGUUUGAUUUAAUGUUUUCUACACUAUAUAGUUGUGCAUAAGAAUGAUUCUGUAAAGUGUUUGAUAAAUAUACCAUAUGAUACAGAUGGUAAAAGAAUGAAAAAGGGAAAAUGAUUAGAUGAU